Oikopleura dioica is the source of this 657-nucleotide messenger RNA. NCBI's taxonomy places the organism in Eukaryota, Metazoa, Chordata, Appendicularia, Copelata, Oikopleuridae. The record is from the annotation of a GenBank genome assembly.
AUGCGAACAAUCGAUAUUAUUGGAGUUAUGUCAGAUAGAAUCUUGGCGAAAGUUAAACUUGUAAAUAAAAUCCCGAAUACUCAAAAUUACUGGGGAGUUUUUAAGUUCAAAAACCAAUGCGAAAGUAAUUUUCUUGACGAACUUUCCAUGGGCUCCCCUGAAUUGCCAAUAAUCGAAAUAAUCGACAAAACUGGGAAUUUGUACCAAGUUGAGUUUACCAUGCCAUUCGCCAGUCCAUUCAAUAGUUCUGUGACAAGAUAUGUUCUCCAGCAGCAAACGAAAUAUGUACCGGAUAUGCCGAAUAUAAGAAAACGAGCUAUUGCCUUAUCUCUUGAUUUCGCGAAAAUCGUUGUUGUUGGCGGUCUGGAAAAUUCUAGCUAUGAUAGAAAAUCAAAUGUUUGGAUAAUGGAAAACGAUGUUUGGACUGGUCAAGCAGAUAUGCUGAAUGUACGAUCAUUUCCAACGCUGCAGAAGCUUGAUUCGGAUACUUUUCUUGUCAUUGGCGGUUUUUCAGGAAGCAUGCCCAUCGAAAGAGUUGAUAUUUCUACGGGAAAUCCUGUUUCCGAGGCGAUGUCGGCCGAAGGAGCUUUUCAAUCACGACCUAUUUAUCUACCUAACUGUCCUGCAUUGCCCUACGAAAUAACUGUUCUCGGAUAG